This is a messenger RNA of Diabrotica balteata, 4567 nucleotides long. The record is from the annotation of a GenBank genome assembly. Lineage: Eukaryota; Metazoa; Arthropoda; Insecta; Coleoptera; Chrysomelidae.
CGCAUCCUUGUAGUGGGAGUAAAAGACCAUCGCCGUCGCGGAGGAUCUUCGCUCGCAAGUCACGUUAGUCCAGUCGAAUCUACCGAACGCACAGGAAGGUAUUACCGGCUACACGAAACCACACGAGCGAUUGUUGUUAUUGCUGUCGUCUUGGUUACCAAUCAAUAAGUACUGAGUGAUUUUGUGAAAUCUAUACCGGUAGCAAGUGAUUUUUUGUGAAUGUGGGAUUGACAUGAGUUUUUAACUGUUUUUGAAGGAUUUUUCGGACACAAUGGAGUUAAAAUUGUUGUUUAUUGUUGCUGCAUUUGUUGCUUGUGACGGACUCGAACUCAAGAAUGGUGCUUACGAAGACUUGGUCAUUAAGGUGGCAGACAAUGUUCCGCAGAAUGAUUGCAAUAAUAUCUUAACAAAUCUUGAGAACACCAUCACCAGUGCUUCCCAAUACCUGUUUUCUGCACUAGACAGCAGAGCAUACCUCCGAUCAGCAACCGUUUUACUUCCUGAAUCAUGGCCAGAUUCGUGCGUAUCCUCAGCUAUUUUGUCUUCUUCUGGAGAAACUUCUGAUGUCUCGAUAUUGCCCAGUGAUCCAGCAAGAGGAAGCAUCUGGACCCAGCAGUCUUUGGGCUGUGGACAGCCGGGAGAUCAGAUCUUUCUAGGAUAUGAAGGAUUGUUGAGGAAAAAUAACAAUUUAGGAAGGGAACUCGUAAAGGAAUUUGCCAAGUACCGUUAUGGCGUAUUUGACGAAGAAGGGUACCAAAGUGAUUCCAUCUACCCCAUGUGCUACUAUGAUGAUCAAACAAAGCAAGUGAAAGUUACCGGAUGCUCAGAUUUGCCACUAAAAGAUAAUGGAGUUUGUUCCAACAAGAACGCCAUCUACAACAAAACCGAAAUGAUGGAUGAAAAAGCUCGCUCCAGCAUAAUGUUUUCUCCAGACAGCCCGUCAGUGUCCAUGUUUUGCGACGAGGGCAACCACAACCGCUUGGCACCAACCAAACACAACUUCUUUUGUGAGAGAAGAAGCGUUUUGGACGUCAUAAUAAGCCACGCGGACUUCGCUAAGAAUCCACACAGUUCCUUCACUGGCAACCAAAUCACAGACACUACCCCUAGAAUUGUUUAUAAAAAGCAAAAUAUUACUAGAUAUGUUUUCGUUAUUGAAAAUUCUAAAGAUAUGAUGCUAAGAGAGUCUUGGAGUUAUUUAAGGCUGGCUAUGAGACAGUGGGUCGGAUAUGUUUUGCCAGACAAUACUGAAAUCGGUAUGGUUCUUUCUGACCCAACUCAAUCUAUUAGAGCUUUGAAUAUCGUUCCUGCUAAAGUAACAAAUGACAGAUUUGGUAAAGAUAACAGAGAUAAGUUCUACUCAGCUCUACCUUACACACCAAAUGAAAGUAUGCAACCUGUGUGUCUACAUUGUGCUGUAACGGAAGCUAUGAACAUGCUAAAAGAAAGAACUAAAACUAAUGGAGCAGCCAAUAAUGUUAUAGUUGUAAUUGCAACAGGUAUGACAGUAGAUAAUCGUAUGAAGUCUACGAUAAACGAGUUGAAAAAAUACAAAAUUAAAGUUGCCACCGUCAACUAUCCUGACGUGCUACGACCAAGUACUUUGGGUAUGUUGGCUGCAGAAACCGGAGGUACUGAUUACACAGUCUUUGAAGAAAAACUAAACGUAGACACUACACUUCUAACUACUUAUUUUGAUCUACACAAUGUUUUGUAUGAUAUUGUUAUGAAGUUCAGUGCUAAAACUCAAGUAGAUUUACCAAUGGAAAUCCACAGAAAGGCAAUAACUGAUGAUGGUCGUAGUUCCAUUACUGGUAGCUUUAUGUUGGAUCCUAGUAUGGGAGAACCAGCUCAGUUUAUAUUCUACACGCACAAUACUGUUACUCCACUCAUUAAAGGAUUGAAGUUGAUCAGCCCUAGUCAUCAAAUAUACUACAGCAGGAAUGACAAACUUAUCUUCUUCAAAAUGAUCACACUUGAUGCCAAUAUAUCAGAGACUGGUACUUGGACAUACGUCGUUGAACCCUAUUCAGGAAAUCCCCAACCGCAUUUCAUCCAAGUAAUGGCAACUCCAAGAUCAAUCUUUGCUCCAGUGAUUAAAGCCAAUUUCAGAACACAUCGCAACAUCCCUAAUGGACCUAUUCUUCUUCUGGCUGAAAUUAAAUAUGGAGAUGCUCCAAUAAUGGGUGCCAAAGUUGAAGUGACUGUAACCAAACCUGGUGUUAAUGGGUCUUUACCACUGAGAACUAAGAUAGAGCUGUUGGACACUGGUUCUGGAGAUCCAGAUAUCACCAAAGGAGAUGGAGUUUACACCAAGUAUUUUAGCGCUGCUGAAUGGGGACCGGGUUUAUAUAAUUUCGAGGUUAUGGCUACUGAUAAUGGAAAUACCGCUUAUACAUGGUCCAGUGGUUCUAAAAGAAACGAAGAACCUUGCUGCGGAAGCGCAGUGGUUGCAAAUGGUGUGAUGACGCCCCUAGCUCCAUUCCAACGAUUUAUACCAAAAACUACUUUGGUAAUAACAUCAGAGGAUGUAACAAUAUCCAGUCAAGUCAUAGCUGGAAGAAUUGGAGACCUGAAAGUUCAAAUACUACCUGAUGAGAUGAAAGCAAGAUUGUCGUGGACGUCGCCAGAUAUGGGAGGAGAUUCAGUUUCACACUACGAAAUCAAAUAUGCUACGUCAGUUCUUGAUAUUCUCGACAAAUUUGAAACGAAAGCUAUUAGUUGGGAUUUGGGACAACCCUUCCCUCUUUCUCCAGGUUCAGAGACUACUUUUACCCUGGAUUUUAACCAAAAGAAAGAGCUCCUUGAUCAAACUAUCUAUUUUGCUGUCAAAUCAUACUCUAAAACAAUUAACAAUAUAUCUGGUCCCAUAUCUAAUUGGGUGAGGAUCUUUGUACCUUCUCCUCCUCCGCCUUCAACUGCUGCUCCUCCGUUUUCGUCAAAUGAACAAUCUAUUUGGCCAAAUAACGGACAUUCUCCCGAUAUUGACUCUGCUGGACCAAGCAUUACUAAAAGUAUGCCUGUAGGCUUAGAGCUCAUUUUGCCUGUAGUAAUUGGUUUAAUUCUACUUGUAGUUCUACUAAUUCUAUACUGUUACUUCUGUGUAGUCAAAAGAAGGAACAGAGGCAACUCAAAAUCUUGCAAAGCCAAUGCUAUUAAAAAGGACAAUCUCAACUCCAAUAUUACUAUAAUUCCAAGUUCUCCUCAGAACAACUCAAAUACAUCUACCCAGACAUACAUAGGGGGCGAUAUGCCAGAUCCUCACCAAAUUGGAGUCCCUGUCAAUAACUACGCUUACGAAGACGAAACCAAAAAACGUUACUCCUUGGUUAACCAACAAGAACAUCAAUUAAUUGAAGAACUCAAGCAACACCAGCAACAAAGAGAACCUAAUUACGAAGGUGUGAGUGUUAUUUCCAACAACACAAUCAACCGAAACCAAAUUUUGAGUCCUUAUAACUCGUGGAGUGCCUCCCAGCUGCUACACGAACACGAACGACGACGAAGUCCAAUGGACGGCUCUAUGGGUAACCCAGAACAAAUGAUUUCACAUCAAGAAGCUAUGAUGGCUGGCGAACACAUGAGUCUCAAUGGUCACCAAAUGCCAGAACAUUACGCCCAAGGUCAUAUGCCUCCUCCAGUUCCUCCACUACCUGUUUUCAGUGAUAACAGAUACCCUGGAAACUACGAUGUAUAUGAUGUACAGCAAGUGCACCCAAUCUACGCUUCUAUGCACAGGAGGGAACCUUUUAACCAAAGUUUGCAGGGUUCCCUGAGCUCUGUUAAUUCUGGCGAAAAAAAAAGGAGAAACGUGACAAUGGUGUAACACCAGGUUAUUGUGAAAGACACUAUUCAAGUGCACACUUACCAGACUCAAACCACUUACUUAUAAUGUAAAUAGUGUAUAUAUAAAAGUGAUAAAACUCUUGUUAUCAGAUUGAGGGACACAUACUGGGUGUUAACUAAAAUGAAACUGUUUUAUCUUGAACCCAAUUAACACAAUAUGUUUAUACUUGUUACCAGACCAGGGUCAGUAUUUAUUAAAAAGUACCUGAAGUAUCUUAAUGAUAUUCAUUUAGCUCUUUUUUUGUUUCCAGUUUUUAUUUUUUAAACACAAUGAAACAUUUUAGUAUUUUGACUUAAUACUAUGUUGUAUAUUAUUGUAAAUAAUUGCUUGGUGUGCUUUUCUAAAAUUACUUACCUUGAGCUGGUUUUUGCUAGUCAAGUGCACAUUAUUCUUAAUAAUUUUUGUCAUAUAAUGGAGCCAGUACUUAGUAAUUAUUAUAGUCUUCUAUGGCAUUUUUGUAUAGUACAACUUUAUUGUUACUUAAGACUGAUCUCGCGCAAAAAGAGAUAGUUAUAUAUUGAUGUCAACUAUCUGUUUGUAUGUUUUUGUAAAUAUAUGUGAAUUUGAAUGAAAAUAUAAUUUUUGUAUAUAUUUUAGUGUAUAGUUCUUAUAGAAAUCUUGUAAACGGUGUAAUCAUUGAUUGUUUGUAUCAUUUCUAUUGUCAUUUCCUUUGACACACAAAGGUUUAUAAAAUCUCGUAAUAAAGUGUUCAAAAUUUAA